UUAUCUUAGAUUUGUAUCUAUGUAGUGGAGGGAGGGGGUUAGAAAGAAAAUAACUGUUGAAGAGCUCUGCGGUCGAAGUAAACGCACAAAAAACAUACAGUAUUCUAGUCACUCCAAGAACAGACAGCGGACCAGGAACAUUAACGGGCACAUAAUGUGAGCAGUGGGCGCCAAAAUGCAAAACUUGGAAAAUAAAACGGACAACUAUACAGUGACAUACGAAUAUUACUUUGAUUAUGUCGAUCCAGUCUCGUUUGAUGAAAGCCAACUGAAGGCCAACAAAUAUUCCAUUGUGAUCGCAGUCUGGGUUGGCCUUGCUGCUUUUUCUUUGUUCCUUUUCCUCUGUUUGCUCUACAUAUCCAGGACAGACCUCCCCCGCUCUAAAUAUACAUCAAGAAAGAAGAAUCUGCAAAGUACAAAUGAGCACCUGGAAGACGCAGAAGAAAAAGCUGCACAAUUAAUGUCUAACCAGUAAAAACACCCAUUAUUUGUCAAAAAAUAAAACCUGCUUCUAAAGCCUCAUACACAUGAUCUGAUUGUUGGCGAA
Molecule: messenger RNA, 547 nt
Organism: Rana temporaria (common frog)
Lineage: Eukaryota; Metazoa; Chordata; Amphibia; Anura; Ranidae
Gene: MRAP
Product: melanocortin 2 receptor accessory protein
Exons: 3
Coding region: 176-475 (99 amino acids)
Biological process (GO): protein localization to plasma membrane; regulation of adenylate cyclase-activating G protein-coupled receptor signaling pathway
Cellular component (GO): plasma membrane; endoplasmic reticulum
Molecular function (GO): signaling receptor regulator activity; type 5 melanocortin receptor binding; type 1 melanocortin receptor binding
Source: RefSeq, a predicted model, not a curated record